AUGUAUCAAAACUUUCGAGUUGCUCUUGAACUAGCUGACAAACGUUUGGAACGCAGACGAGCUAUAGAAAACAAUCGUCACCGUCGAACAAUAAACGAGAAAUAUCCAACAUCAAUUUUAAACGAGUCUCCAACAACAUCUAUGUCUCAGGUUGAAGAAGAAUCUAUUGAUGACAUAGAGUUAAUACAUGAGCAAUCAAUCGAUGUAGAUGAAAUUAUUGAUUUGAAUACCAAUUUCAAUAUUUCUCAAACUGAAUAUAGUCCAACAGAGCUUGGCACAGAUUUAAGCGCACAUUGUAAUUCGUCAGUUUCAACUGACGAUGAAUUAUUAAUAUUCGAUGAUAUACUUCAAUCAAAUGACAGUAACAAUGUUCAACCUCUCCAUUGUCAUACAAACAUAUCAACAAGCAAAUGUUGUCGGCAAUUAGUAAAAUAUUUUCUUGAUUCUAAUAUUAGUAAUGUUCAUGCUUCUCGCAUUAAUAAAUUGUUCAAUGCUGUCCUUCCACAACCAUAUAAUGCGCCAAAAUCAUUAAAAGCACUAUGA
Messenger RNA from Rotaria socialis, 543 nucleotides. The record is from the annotation of a GenBank genome assembly. NCBI's taxonomy places the organism in Eukaryota, Metazoa, Rotifera, Eurotatoria, Philodinida, Philodinidae.